Messenger RNA from Salvelinus fontinalis (brook trout), 2412 nucleotides. Its product is annotated as gastrula zinc finger protein XlCGF57.1-like. NCBI's taxonomy places the organism in Eukaryota, Metazoa, Chordata, Actinopteri, Salmoniformes, Salmonidae. The record is from RefSeq and is a predicted model, not a curated record. The transcript is spliced from 4 exons. The coding region runs from base 163 to 2067 and encodes 634 amino acids.
UGUGACCUAUGCCGGUCGAGUUGUUUUAGGUCAGUCGGACAACAACACUGCUAACAGCACUAGCGACACUUAUUUUGUAGCUAACGUGACAUAGCGCUAAGCCUACUUGGCCAAUAGCGCGUAUUUACGAAGAUUUGUAAGUGCGUUGUGAUUUUGACAAAAAUGUCAGUUUUGCAAGGACAGAUUGGCUCCAUUUUGGAGAUAAUGGUUAGAGCGACUGUUACAGAAAUUAGCAAAGUUAUCGAGGGUUCUGCCUCGUCUGAAGUACCAACAACGGGAGAUAACGCGAGUGAAGCCCCAAACGAACAGUUUACCCAGUUGACCUCAUUCAUGGAGAUACUGGCAAAGGAGGCUGUGGACCAAAUCUGCAAGCUAUUCAACGAGUGCUCCUCCGUUCUGCAUCUGGAAGUGUCUCGGAGUCAAACUGAGAAUGAGGACUUGAAGAAGAGGCUAGAUGCGGUUGAGACCAAACUGAGGACUGUCUUAGAAGGGAGUGGAGGACAAGAGAACACAUCAGCCAAUGGCUGCUGCAGUGAAGUCAAGAUCAUCCACCAGUUAAAAGGCACACAACCAGGCGUAUGCGCUGGUGAUGCAGAAGUGAAACGAUCCCCCAUCCUCCACCUGUGGAAAGGGAGACUUCCCUCAACUGUAAACGAGCACUCCAACAUGGAGCACACGAUCGAGUCAGUUAUUAUCAAAGAAGAAGGCUUAGAAGAUUACCUGUACAGCAGCACCUCAGACCCAAGUUCUUUUUUAGAGAGCCAAGCCCAGGAGUUGAGUGACCCAGAGAACCCCUCAGAGGACCCAAAAGACAGAGGCGGCGCCGCAGGGCCAAAGCAUUUGAGAAAGCCAAAGAUCACUGGGGCUCGUCGGGCAAGGCCCAAAAAGGAGAAAUAUCUUAGCUGCAAGCACUGCAGGAAGACAUUCAGCAAACUGAUCCAGCUGAAAGCUCACCAGGCGAUCCAUGCAGCAGCGGAGAAACCUUUUAACUGCAAACAGUGCGGUAGAGGUUUUUCCUUUAAACGCAGUUUGGAUGCACACCAGCUGCUUCACACAGGAGAUCGACCACACACCUGUGGCGAUUGUGGUAAAGCUUUCACCCUAAAGCAGCUGCUCAAGAAUCACCAGAGACUCCAUGCAGGGUUGAGACCGUUCCGCUGCGACGAAUGUGGCAAGAGCUUUAACCGGGCCCACGGUCUCAAGAUGCACCAGAUCGUCCACACGGGAGAGAGGAAAUACAGCUGUGAGAUCUGCAAGAAGAGUUUCAGCAUUCCAGGAAAUCUCCACAGGCACAAGCGUAUACACACUGGCGAGAAACCGUUCCGUUGCGAUACGUGCGGGAAAAGCUUCAACCAGGCAGACACUCUGAAAGGACACCAGCGGAUCCACACAGGAGAGAGGCCAUUUACCUGUGAGACGUGUGGGAAGUGUUUCAUUCAAAGAAGUGCACUGAAAAUGCACCAAAGAACCCAUGCAGGAGAGAACGCCUUCCUCUGUGUGGUGUGUGGGACAGUACUGGCUUGCGUCAACUCUUUCAAAACACACCUUCAGGCUCACACAGCAGAGCUGCCUUGUAUUUGCUCAGUGUGCGGUAGUAGUCUCAGUUCACUCACUCACCUCAAAUCGCACCAGCAACUCCACACUAUGGAGAAGCCGCACAGCUGUGGCCUAUGCAACAAGAGCUUCAAGUCGGUCAGCUACCUGAACAUACACAUGAAAACUCACACUGGGGAGAGACCGUUCACCUGUGACGUGUGUGGAAGGAUGUUCACUCAACACAGCAGCCUGAAAACCCACCAGGCAGUCCAUACUGGGGAGAAACCUUUCAGCUGUGGAACGUGUGGGAAAUGUUUCAGCAACACUGGGAACCUCAACAGGCACCAGCGGAUACAUACUGGAGAGAAGCCUUUUAGCUGUGACCUCUGUGGGAGGAGCUUCAACCAGGGCAAUAGCCUCAAAGCCCACAAACAAAUCCACACAGGGGAGAAACUAUUCAUGUGCGACAAAUGCGGGAAGAGUUUUUCCUACCUGAGGAAUCUGAAAGAUCACAAGUGCUACUAUAUCUAAAACCAAUAGGCAUAGCCUCGUAUUGCGAUGGACCACACUUGGUUUGAACAAUUGUCUCGGCAUUAAAAAUGCAUUUAUAGGUCUACUAACAUAUGAAGUGUACCGAUUUAGAUUGGUUGCCAAAAAAGCCUUUUUCAAAGUUUUUAAAUUUGUAUAACCAGUUGCCUUUCUGGGGUAGACAUACUUUGAGUGGAUUGGCUGGUGGUCCAGUAACUGUUCAAUGAAGCAGAGCCUAAUUUAUUUGAGAAGGAUGUACAUCUGUAACCUUUCUUGUCUUGUGUACCUUUUAUUACUGUUGUUAUCUCAUAAUUUGUGUGCCAAUGGUAAAUAAAACUCCUGAAAUGA